AUGAAUCCUUUCUCAUCUGGUACGCGUCUGAGGGACAUGAUUCGGGCAAUACGUGCUUGCAAAACUGCAGCAGAGGAGCGUGCUGUUAUUAGAAAAGAAUGUGCUUCUAUCCGUGCAGCAAUUAGUGACAAUGAUCAAACUUUUAGACACCGUAAUUUGGCAAAGCUCAUGUUCAUUCACAUGCUUGGUUAUCCAACACAUUUUGGUCAAAUGGAAUGCCUGAAGUUAAUUGCAGCUCCUGGGUUCGCAGAGAAGAGAAUAGGGUAUCUUGGACUCAUGCUGCUUCUGGAUGAAAGACAAGAAGUUUUGAUGCUGGUGACCAAUUCAUUAAAGCAAGAUCUAAACCAGAACAACCAGCAUAUUGUGGGACUAGCUCUUUGUGCUUUGGGUAAUAUAUGUUCUGCAGAUAUGGCUCGUGAUCUUGCUCCUGAAGUUGAAAAAUUGCUGCAAUUUCGUGAUCCAAAUAUUAGGAAGAAAGCAGCAUUAUGCUCUAUUAGGAUUAUAAAGAAGGUCCCUGACCUUGCAGAUAAUUUUGUAGACCCGGUGGUUUCCUUGCUUAAAGAAAAGCAUCAUGGAGUUCUUUUAACUGGAAUCCAGCUUUGUACGGAUUUGUGUAAAGUCAAUGAAGAAGCCCUUGAGUAUUUUAGGAAGAAAUGCACAGAGGGUUUAGUAAGAUCUUUGAAGGAUGUUGUGAAUAGUCCGUAUGUUCCCGAAUAUGACAUUUCUGGGAUUGCAGACCCUUUCCUCCAUAUAAGAUUGCUCCGUGUUUUGCGCAUCUUGGGCCAUGGAGAUGCUGAUGCUAGCGAUUGCAUGAGUGACAUUCUUGCUCAGGUGGCAACAAAAACUGAGUCACACAAGAAUGCAGGGAAUGCUAUUCUUUAUGAAUGUGUAGGAACUAUUAUGAGUGUCGAAGAUAAUGGUGGCCUGCGUGUGCUUGCAAUCAACAUCUUAGGGAGGUUCUUGUCUAACCGUGACAACAACAUCAGAUAUGUUGCACUGAACAUGUUGAUGAAAGCAAUUGCAGUAGAUGCUCAAGCAGUUCAGAGACAUCGUGCAACCAUCUUGGAAUGUGUGAAGGAUUUAGAUGCUUCAAUACGUAAAAGAGCUCUUGAACUUGUAUAUCUUCUGGUGAAUGAAAGUAAUGUGAAACCUUUGAUGAAGGAGUUGGUUGAUUAUCUAGAAGUAAGUGACCAGGGAUUCAAGGGAGAUCUUACUGCAAAAAUUUGCUCCAUUGUAGAAAAGUUUUCGCCGGAUAAAAUUUGGUACAUAGAUCAGAUGCUGAAGGUUCUCUCCGAGGCUGGAAAUUUUGUAAAAGCUUCAGUAUGGCAUGCGCUGGUAGUUGUGAUAACCAAUGCUUCUAACCUCCAAGGAUAUUCAGUAAGAUCACUUUAUAGAGCAAUCCAAAUAUCACGUGACCAGGAAACACUUAUUAGGGUAGCAGUGUGGUGCAUUGGAGAAUAUGGUGAUAUGCUGGUAAACAAUAUUGAAAUGCUUGAUAUCGAGGAGCCGAUAACUGUAACAGAAUCUGAUGCUGUGGAUGUUGUAGAAAUUGCUAUCAAGAAUCAUUCAUUGAAUCUUACUACCAGGGCAAUGUGUUUGAUUGCUUUGUUGAAGUUGUCUUCUCGCUUCCCUUCUUGUUCACAGAGAAUAAAGGAAAUUAUUGCUCAAUAUAAAGGAAGCCUUCUGCUAGAACUCCAGCAAAGAUCUGUGGAAUUCAAUUCCAUAAUUGGAAAGCAUAAAAAUAUAAGAUCUGCAUUGGUUGAAAGGAUGCCGGUUCUCGAUGAAGCUACGUAUAAUGGAAGAAGGGCUAGGUCUGCAUCAGCAGCUGUUUCAACUUCACUAGAAUUUGCAUCAAACCUAUCGAAUGGAGUUAUUGCCAGAACAGAUGUUGCCCCUCUAGUGGAUUUACUCGAUAUGGGUGCAGAUGAACCUGUGCCACCAUGUUCUUCAGGUGGCAAUUUUCUUCUGGAUCUUAUUGAUGUUGAUAUGCCGUCUUCUUCAUCGCAAUCAGGUACAACUCAGCCUCAAAAAAGCGGUACAGACGUUCUACUGGAUCUGUUGUCAGCUUGGUCACCUCCACCUCAAAAAGGAUCACCUACAACUGAUAUAAUUUUGUUAAAUCAAGAUGAUAAACCUUCAGUUAAUGCAUUAGAUAUUCUUUCAUCAUCAAUGGUGCCAUCUGGUGAAGCCAAACCUACAGGUCCCUAUAUGAUGGAUUUGUUAGACGUAUUCGGUCCUAACCCUGCAACUCCCGAAGAGAGUGGUCCUACAUUUCCGCCCAUUGUUGCAUAUGAGAGUAGCGCGUUGACAAUAAUCUUCAACUUUUCAAAGAGACCUGAAAAUCCACAGAUGACUGACAUUGAGGCAAUGUUUACAAACAAGUCUUCUGAUGUCUAUACAGAUUUUGUUUUCCAGGCAGCUGUCCCAAAGUUUCUUCAGUUGCAUUUAGAGCCUGCUAGUAGCAACACUCUUCCAGCAAGUGGUUAUGGGUCGAUAACUCAAAAGUUACACGUUACCAACAGACAACACGGCAAGAAAUCGCUUGUCAUGCGCAUACGAUUAAGUUACAAGUUGAACAACAAAGCGGUCCUGGAGGAGGGACAAAUUAGUAAUUUCCCACGCGAUUUGUGA
Messenger RNA from Cynara cardunculus var. scolymus (artichoke), 2631 nucleotides. Its product is annotated as AP-1 complex subunit gamma-2-like. The record is from RefSeq and is a predicted model, not a curated record. The coding region runs from base 1 to 2631 and encodes 876 amino acids. Gene Ontology annotation, molecular function: clathrin-cargo adaptor activity. Lineage: Eukaryota; Viridiplantae; Streptophyta; Magnoliopsida; Asterales; Asteraceae. Gene Ontology annotation, biological process: intracellular protein transport; receptor-mediated endocytosis; Golgi to vacuole transport. The transcript is spliced from 18 exons. Gene Ontology annotation, cellular component: Golgi apparatus; AP-1 adaptor complex; membrane coat.